AUGUUGAAAAAUAUUUAUAAAAUUAAAAUGCUAUUUUUAAUCUUAAUAUCUUCAUUCACAUUUUUCCUUUUCCCAUUCCUCUUUCAUGUCAUCUCUUUUUCAAAUUUAAACCUCAAUAUCCUUAAUCUCAUCUUCGUUCCUUGUCCUUUAGAUUUCAAUAAAAGUUUCAUCACCAUUUUCAUUUUCAUUGCGUCUUCUCUCCUUCCUCAAUCCCUUUUCUCAAUUAAAGCCAAACCCUAA
Molecule: messenger RNA, 240 nt
Organism: Lathyrus sativus (Indian pea)
Lineage: Eukaryota; Viridiplantae; Streptophyta; Magnoliopsida; Fabales; Fabaceae
Source: the annotation of a GenBank genome assembly